Messenger RNA from Stylophora pistillata, 2157 nucleotides. RefSeq lists its product as uncharacterized. Gene Ontology annotation, molecular function: protein binding; ubiquitin protein ligase activity. Gene Ontology annotation, biological process: protein polyubiquitination; proteasome-mediated ubiquitin-dependent protein catabolic process. NCBI's taxonomy places the organism in Eukaryota, Metazoa, Cnidaria, Anthozoa, Scleractinia, Pocilloporidae. The record is from RefSeq and is a predicted model, not a curated record.
AUGGAGUCGCUUCUUAAAUACCUCAAAGAACAUGUAACAUGUUCGAUUUGUUUGGAUACUUACACCAAACCCAAGACCAUUGCUUGUCUUCAUACGUUCUGCUGUGAAUGCCUGGAGAGACAUGCACUAACGAGCCAAAAAGGAGGGUUUUACCGAUGCCCCGAGUGUCAGGCACAAAUUCGUAUCCCCGAAGGAAAGCGUUUUGAUAAUCUGCCAAGCAGUUUUCUACACAACAGUUUGUUGAGUCUUCUUGCCGUGCGACGCAGUGGCGAAGGAAAUGAGAUCAGCUGUAGUACAUGCCAGAAAAAGAGCGCUGAGGUCAACUACUGCUUGGAAUGUGAGAAGUUUAUGUGCCUCGACUGUGCGAAAGCACACGAAGUGUUUCGAGAUACUUUGUUUGAGGGACACAAAGUCACCCCAGUGCGACAGUUUAAAGACGCAGACUACGAAGCGUUGUUGAAACGGCAGUCAUUUUGCUCGGUGAAGUAUCACGAGAGAGAGAUCACUAAGUUUUAUUGCGUGGGCUGUCAAAGCUGUGCUUGUCAAGCAGCGGAUGAUGAAAAAGCAAACAUUAUUCUCCGAGCCGAGCUUGUUGAGCAGAAGAAAGGAGUCUGCCGAGAUGUUAUUCGUGAGUUCGAGAAGACGGAGCAUGAGUUGGAAGCGAACAUUACCACCGCUAAACGCAAAGUUACCCAAGCAGUCGAACAGAUGAUGACAAAGCUCAAAGAACUGGAGCAUGAAGCCGUUACUGCCCUUGAGAAGGCUCGUGUGUCGAGGAUUGAGAAAUUGAAUUCUGGGAAAGCAUCGGUUGUCUCUAUUGAAAAGCAGCUUGACCAAGCAUUGGAGUUCAGUAACAACCUGGUUGAAAGAAGCUCAAGUUCAGUCGUAAUGCAAAACAAGAAGAAUGUGGAAGAGCGAAUCGAAGACCUCAUGAAGACCACAAUGCCAGUACUUCCGGUUAACUCGUUUGUAGAGUUUGUGUCGACAUGUGAACCAGAGAGUUUGAGUUUGGGAUUUACGAAGUUCAGCAAAACAGAUGUACAGGGAUCGACCGUGGAAGGACUGGUUAAGAAUUUCCGAUUUGGUGUAGAAACAGAGCUUCUAAUUCGUCCUAAAACAAGCGAAGGAGAAAUCAGAAACACUCGACACACAGAUCGUAUCGAAGUACACAUUGAGCCUGCGGAUCAGGUGACAAGUUUGGUGACAAGUGAAAGAGAAGACGGAGGGUUUCAGACAAAGUUUGUGGCGAAAGUACCAGGUACUUAUGAAAUGGAAUUAAAGAUAAAUGAACAGAAACUUGCCAAGAGUCCGUUUUCUAUUUUCCUCAAAUCACGAGAGUUUGACGUUAUAGGAAAGUUGGACUCUCAUGGAGAAAUGCUCCAGGGUCCAGCUGGCAUUGCAGUGAACAGUAAAGGAGUUACUGCUGUGGCUGUUGUUGAUGGACAUUGUAUCAUGGUAUUUGACGACACAGGAAAAUUUGUACUAACACUUGGUGUUUAUGGAGACAAGGUCGGACAAUUUGACAAUCCCACUGACGUCACAUUCGUAAAUGAUGACGAGAUCCUGGUGGCAGAUGAAUGUAAUCACCGAAUACAGCGGUUUAAUAUACAGACAGGGAAAUGUGUGGAAAGCUUUGGAAAAGAGGGAAGUGGAGACGGAAAAUUAAAGUUUCCCACUGGUGUUUGCAUUACUAGCGAUGGACGUUUUAUCGUGGUAGUGGAUGAUGGUAACAGUAGAAUUCAGGUGUUUACAAUGGAUGGUCAACCUGUGUUGAAGUUUGGAGACGGCGGCCCAGAAAGGCUGGAUCAACCACUUGGCUGCGUUUGUUACGAGGACAAGUUCAUUGUGACUGACAGAAAAAAUGACUGUGUGAAAGUGUUUGAUGAGGAAGGACAAUUUUUGUACAAGUUUGGAGAAAAAGGAAACGGUGAUGGACAAUUGGCUCAGCCGUAUGGCUUAUGUACUGACAAGGAUGGCAACGUGUUAGUAUGUGACAUGUUGAAUAAUCGCAUUCAAAUGUUUUCACUGGAAGGAAAAUUCAUUCGGAAGACAAGUACUGAUCUUAAAAUACAAUUUCCUUGGGGUGUUACCACAACGCCAGAUGGACAAAUUUUGGUCACAGACUACAACGGAUUAGAAGUGUAUACUCUAAAAUGA